AUGGUCAAACUCACCAUCGCCGCUGUGCCUCUCGCACUCGCCGCCAUCGCUUCGGCCAAGCCUGACUUUGAGAAGCGUCAAGCUUCGGGCUCCGGCUCGUCUGGCUCCGCGACCCGAACGGGUUCGGGGGCCUCUUCUUCUGCUGCCACCGGUGGCGCUUCGGCCGCCCCCACCUCGACCUUCACCGGAACUCUUCCUGCUUCCGUCUCGUCCAUCAUUGCCGGCAUCUCUUCCGGUUUCGGCGACACCACCUCCACCACCUCGCUCUUCACCACCUAUCCUGCUGGUGCCAGCAACCCGCAGGUCACCGGCGCUCCUGGUCUGCCCAACCUCAACUCGAUCCUUCCUUCCAACUUCCCUGCGCUCGAUGUCGUCCCUCCCACCGACUCGGCUCAGGUGCAGCAGUGGAUGUCUCAGAUCGACUUCUCCCAGGUUCCCAACGUCACCACCACUGUAGACUCCGCCUCGUGCAGUGGCAACCCCACCAACCUCGCACAAGCUGGUGCUAGCGGAAAUUGCUGGUGGACGUGCGGUCAAUGCACCCGUUCCACCGACAUCACCACCUGUCCCGACCAAAACACCUGGGGCCUCUCGUACGAUGACGGCCCUUCGCCCUACACCCCGACUCUGCUGCAGUACCUCAACCAGAACAACAUCAAGUCUACCUUCUUCGUGGUCGGCUCGCGUGUCAUCUCGCGUCCUCAGAUGCUUCAGACUGAAUUCCAGCAAGGUCACCAGAUUUCAGUCCACACCUGGUCGCACCACGCCCUCACCACGCUCACCAAUGAACAGAUUGUCGCUGAACUUGGCUGGUCCAAGGAGGUCAUCCGCUCCGUGAUUGGCGUCACCCCCAACACCAUGCGUCCUCCUUACGGCGACAUCGAUGAUCGUGUUCGUGCCAUCUCGCUCCAGAUGGGUCUCACUCCUAUCAUCUGGACCACGCCCCCCGGACGCGCACCCUACGACACCAAUGACUGGCGUAUCGCUGCCGGUGUCGUCUCGCCUGCUGAGGUGGUAUACAACUUCGAGUCGAUCAUAAAGAAUGCCUCGUCGCUCUCCACCGGUUACAUUGUGCUCGCCCACGACCUGUACCAGCAGGCCGUCGACAUUGCCGUCAACGUCGUGCUCCCCGCUGCUAGGCAGAUGAGCCCCGCUCAGAGCCUCAUGCCCAUUGUCCAAUGCCUCAAGAAGCCUGCCUCGGAUGCCUACGUCGAGACCUACUCUAACAGCUCGGGCGCUCUUCCCAACGAGGUCGGCACCACGGGUACCCACACCAUCACCUCGAGCCGAGCUGCUGCUCCCGCUCUUUCUACGGGCAGCGGUGCCGCAGGCAGCGCCGGCUCCAGCACGGGCGGCCGCAACUUCUCGGCUGCCUCUCUCUCGUCGCUGCCUACCUUUGUGCUUCCCACCGCCGUGCUCGGCGCUGUGAUGCUCUUCUUCGGUCUCCUUGCUUAA
Kalmanozyma brasiliensis GHG001 is the source of this 1455-nucleotide messenger RNA. Its product is annotated as Polysaccharide deacetylase. Gene Ontology annotation, molecular function: chitin deacetylase activity. Gene Ontology annotation, biological process: carbohydrate metabolic process. Gene Ontology annotation, cellular component: membrane. The record is from RefSeq and is a predicted model, not a curated record. Lineage: Eukaryota; Fungi; Basidiomycota; Ustilaginomycetes; Ustilaginales. The coding region runs from base 1 to 1455 and encodes 484 amino acids. The transcript has a single exon.